Coccinella septempunctata (seven-spotted ladybird) is the source of this 582-nucleotide messenger RNA. RefSeq lists its product as uncharacterized. Bases 97 to 312 code for a protein of 71 amino acids. The record is from RefSeq and is a predicted model, not a curated record. The transcript is spliced from 2 exons. NCBI's taxonomy places the organism in Eukaryota, Metazoa, Arthropoda, Insecta, Coleoptera, Coccinellidae.
AACGAAAUAGUGACAUUCGAUGUCCUCCGUCUGUGUUAAUUUUUUAUGAUACCUGUCAAAAUAGCCGCACAACACUUUCGAAAAUGCCAUUAGAAUAUGACAACCCAGUUAGAAUCCAGAGAUGAAGUGUUGGACGAUGAGCCUGAACUUACUCAAUCGAGGUACAUCUUGGCAAAAUACCGCAUACAGGUGAUAGAACCAGAGCAGCCUACGGUGACAUGCGAGGAUCUACUGGACAUUUGUGACGAUAACAGUGAACAUUAUCACCCGGGUCCAAGAGCACUAGGUAUUACAGAAUUACUAUCCAUAUGACGGAAAGUUCAGGCUGACAUGGGAUACUUUCGUUCAGCUUUUAUACUGCGUAUUCCUUCCAUGUUUGUACUGUCACCAGAAGUACAUGAUGUGCCUGGACAGAUGUUAUGCUUGUUGCUCCAGACAAUUUCGCAUAGCUGAAGAAAAAUACACUUUUCAGAACUGCCUAUGUACCUGCUGCUUUCUCGAGUACGAGUAGUGUCACCUUUGUAAAUAAUGUCAUAGAGUUACUUCUAAGAUUAAGCAUAAUAAAAAUAUAUUUCGUGUUCA